This is a messenger RNA of Phytophthora nicotianae INRA-310, 2202 nucleotides long. RefSeq lists its product as hypothetical. The record is from RefSeq and is a predicted model, not a curated record. Gene Ontology annotation, biological process: transmembrane transport. Gene Ontology annotation, molecular function: transmembrane transporter activity. Bases 379 to 1962 code for a protein of 527 amino acids. The transcript has a single exon. NCBI's taxonomy places the organism in Eukaryota, Oomycota, Peronosporomycetes, Peronosporales, Peronosporaceae.
AUUCCUAACAACCUGACAACCCGAAUUUACCCGUCCAACUCGGUCCCAUCCAUUCCUCGUCGACGUGCGUCUGCCAAAAAGGCUACGGUGGUCAAUAGCCGAUCUCAAGGCAACUCCUGGUCGCCGACGUCGGCAAGGCGCGUGGCGGCGGCCAGUCGCCGAUUGCAAGCAAGAUACAAAACUUCCGCCACCCGGACUUGCCCUCCUCGCACCUGCAAGCGUAUCAAGGUCGUGACCACGUCACACUCGUUUGCGCAACAUAAGCGUUGACGUCGGUCUCUCCCACCUUCACUUGCACUUUUGCUGCCUACACCACAAAGCAGCACACAGCUCCGGUAUAUUUGGCGGACCGCUAGCAAGUCAAUCCAUCGGAAUCCUAUGACACCCAAGCAAAAGUCUGCGGCCGAGCCGUCGGAGCUCACGCCGCUGGUCUACGAUGCCGCUCCGUCCGAGCACGGAGAUGGCGGCGGCCUCUCUCCGCCGCGCUCGCCACUGCGUCGCGCCCCAGCCUGGCAAUUCUGGCGCACCACGUCGCCUCCGCACCGCUUCUAUCUGCUCAUCCUCAUGAGCUGCAUCCCGUUCGGCGGCCACUUCGUUAAGAACGGCAUGUCGUCGCUGGAACAGUUGAUGCUGGAUGACGAGGACUUUCCCAUCACCAACACCAUGUAUGGCGCGCUGCUGUCAGCUGUAUCCGUGCCUAACAUGUUCCUGCCACUACUGGGCGGCCGCCUAAUGGACAAGAGCGGUCACCGCAGUAUCCGCUUCUUCCUGGCCUGGAUCUGUGUGGGCCAGGCCAUUUUCGCGAUCGGAAUGCAGCUCAAGCUCUACUGGCUGGCGCUUUUCGGCCGCGUCUUCUUCGGCGUGGGCGAAGGCAGCGUCGUGGUCGGCGCACGAGUCUUUAUUGCCUCAUGGUUUAGGAAUAAGGAGCUGACAUUCGCUAUGGGAGUGAGUGUAGCCAUCACCAACGUCUCCAAGAUGCUGGCCAAGGCCACAGUCGCCCCCAUUGCGCUCUACUUCGGCGGAUAUGUGCAAGCUCUAUGGUACGGCGUGGCCGUGUGUGUUGCUUCAGCUCUCAUCGGCGUCCUGGUGUGCCACUACACACUAAAUCUCAAGCGUAUCGUUAAAAGCCGCGUCAUCAGCGAGGAAGCUCUGGACCCAAGCCUCCACUGGCUCAAGGAUUACGCCGACAAGAAGCGCCGCAAACAUCGCUGGCGCAAGUCCAACUCACAGGCCAAGCAGAUCUCGUGCGACAACGUACAGAACUUCUCGCGUAUGUUCUGGGUCAUCGCGUUGCUGCACGUCAACUUCAUCAACGUCUUCCAUUUGUUCCAGAACGUCAGUGCUAGCUAUCUGUUUCAGCGGUAUGACUACUCGAUCGUCAAGGCCGGUGUGGUGAGCAGUUUCUCGCAUCUUUUCGUGGUGUUCGCGCCAUUUAUCGGCCUCGCUAUCGACCAUUUCGGUGGACGUAUCCUGCUCAUCAUCCUGGCCGCUAUUUUGUCGGUGUUGGCCUACGUGUUCAUGAUCUUCACGGAAAUCAACCCGAUCGUGUCCAUGCUGCUGAUCUCCAUCUGUUUAUCAUUCACACCGACGGUCUUGAUGGCUGCGAUCCCCAACUCGGUGAGCCGAAAGAGCUUCGGUACGGCCUUCGGUAUUGUGGAGAUUACCGACGCUAUUGGCGCUACGUUCGGCAAUCUGAUGGUCGGAUACUUACGCGAUGAGACGGGCAAUUACCGUGCUGUUAUGAUGAUGCUGUUAGGAAUGGCAGUUCUGGUGCUGUUCCUCGCUCUGUUCCUGAUUUUCGAAGACAGUCGUCAUGGUUGGGUGCUCAGUGCUCCCAGUGGACGUUCACGUGCGCUGUCGGUGGACGAUGAGGACCCCAUGGACAACCCGGCGGUGCUUGAGGCUCGUUACAGUGCGAACGGAGAGACCGACUUACUGUCCCCGGACCGUGCUACUGCGUAGGAGCAGAAGCUCGUUCAUUAUCACACGCUUGAUCUUAGAACUCGGCCACUAUUGGUACAAGUGAAAUGAAGUGGCCGAAGGUCGUUUCCCCAGCCUUCCAGACACUUGGAAACAACUCAAAACGAGAUAUUGCCGUUCGUUGCUGUAACAUGUAUUUAGUUGAAAAUAAAUCAAAGGAAUUUGCUACUAAACUGUUACACGAAAGGGAUGUUGGUCAUAGCGAGCAGCAGUUUCUGACGC